CUGGGACAUUCGACAAUCACAGUUUAUACAUAACGGCUGCAGCCAUGGCGCUUUGGACCCCGUACGCGGACGAAGCAUUGGACUUAACCAAAAACAAACGACAAUCACCUGAACGCGAUCGAUCCUUCAGACCGAUAGUGCCUGACUUGAGAUACGCAAGAGUAUCUCCUGAAUUGGAAGAAAAUAGAUACUACAGCUACUCUCACGAAUACACAGUUCCAUCGUCGCAAAUAUCUCCAAAUGAAAGUUUGUUCUGCAGAAAAGUGCCGUCGCCGCCGCAUUCGCUGGAUUCCCUCGACGUUGACUCACUAUCUGACGACAUGGAGUACCAAGCCUUCGAGCGGGAUGCUCUGCGAGCCAUGGCGGAGAAAAAUGGAGGCGCUUUGCUAGGAAAUAACCCGAGAAUGAGACGCGCGGUGCAGACGAGUCAAGCAGCGGACGACUCUUACAGAAAGCAGCGGGAGAGAAAUAACUACGCGGCCAAACAGAGCAGAGAUAGAAGAAAAUUGAGAGAAGUUAGGCUAGCGUUUCAAGUGACAUUUCUGAAAAAGAAAAUCGCGGACUUAAGGACCCAGGUCGACGAAAAUGUUUGCGUGAGGUGCAUGCAGCAGUGUCGGUGUUAACUAUAUCGUGAUAGAGGUGUGAAAUACGCGGCUAAAAUACUAGCUUUUGCCCACGACUUCGCCGGCGGACUUGUGGAAUCCAUAUUUUGUACAAAUAGUAAUUGUUACGUAUUUAUUUUUUGAAACGGGAUCAAAGAGGACGGGAUACAGAUUUUAUCCCCUUUUUUACGAGCUUCAGUUUUAUUUUUGUGUCAAAAGUAAACCAAAUACUUUCCGAAGAUUUUAUUUAGUUUUGUAGCAAAAUUCAUCAAAAUCCGUUUUAAUUUUUCAGGUAUCAAAAAAUGUGUGUUUAUCAAAAUCUAGACUUAAUCUACUAAAGAAUAUGCAUUCUAUGACUUAAUAUCAAAUAAAUUACAUUUUAAAUUAAGUAAUCGGUGAUUGUUCCGUACAACAUCGAAGUAGGUACUUACUGAUUAGCUGUAAACAAAAAUACAAUAACAUUGAUUAUGAAAUACCUAUUGUACAGAUUGAAUUAAUUUAGCUAUAAAUAUACAUUUACAUAGGUAUCUUGUGAUAUGAAUGUAAAGCGAAUUAGUACCUACCUAAUUAACAAAUUAUAUGCAUUAUAAAAAAUAAUAAAUUAAAAUUUUCUUAUUCAUAA
This is a messenger RNA of Bicyclus anynana (squinting bush brown), 1224 nucleotides long. Its product is annotated as thyrotroph embryonic factor-like. Bases 45 to 623 code for a protein of 192 amino acids. Gene Ontology annotation, biological process: regulation of DNA-templated transcription. The transcript has a single exon. Gene Ontology annotation, molecular function: DNA-binding transcription factor activity. NCBI's taxonomy places the organism in Eukaryota, Metazoa, Arthropoda, Insecta, Lepidoptera, Nymphalidae. The record is from RefSeq and is a predicted model, not a curated record.